Fomitopsis serialis is the source of this 1122-nucleotide messenger RNA. RefSeq lists its product as uncharacterized. Bases 1 to 1122 code for a protein of 373 amino acids. The record is from RefSeq and is a predicted model, not a curated record. NCBI's taxonomy places the organism in Eukaryota, Fungi, Basidiomycota, Agaricomycetes, Polyporales, Fomitopsidaceae. The transcript is spliced from 4 exons.
AUGGGCUCCGAUGACACGCGCAUGAUCCUCCCGCACCGUGGGAUGCACGCCAGCACGCUCGCCAUGGAUCUCCAGCGCGGCUGGCUUGUUGGUGGCAUCACCGCGCUCAGCGGCAAGGUCGACCUCACUACACGCUCUUUCUCUUCCUCCGGUGCCUCGACGAGCAAUCAGGUCGUGGUACCUUUGCGCGCCCACAACUCUGCGCAAUCCGCUCGAAUGUCCGCGCGUCCGUCCGCGUGUUCGGCUUGCCUGCCCUCUCCUCCGCCCGUCCGCCCGCCUGCCUACACGCCCGCCGCUUGCCCGCCCACACGCCCCGAGUCGCACUCCCUCUCGCUUACGGCCCCUGUCGCAUGCGUCUUCUCGCUCACGCUCUCGUGCACCUGCUCGGCCGGCCUGUCACCCACUCGCCCAAGCAAUCGCCCACGCGAUCGUCCAUUCGUCUACGCGCUCACUGGCCUGCGGACCCACAUACUUGCCCGUGGACCCACGGACCUGCUCUGCACCCGCCGUGCGGAGCCCGUACCCGCUAUCGCGGGUGUCUCCAGAGAUGUCGCGUUUCUGUGCGAUCUGCGAGAGGCUUUAGGUUAUAGUGGCGAGAAGAACUGGCAACAACAUGAGAACGGAAAAGAACACCAGAAAAAGCAAGGUUCCACAGGCAAGAACUUGAAGGUAAGGUCGAUCACGUCGUUCUUCGCCGUUCGCCCGGCUGGACCAGUCGCAGGACUCGCGGCAGACGUGCCUGCUCCACUGCCGCUUCGUGCUGCAAGCUUGCAGCGACGUCCGAGGCUGUUCACGAAGAUGCUGUUCGCAGCGAUGAUCAUGCAAUGCGUCAUCAUCAUCGACAGUGACUCGGAUGACGCUCCUAUCCCCGAGCCUCUGUGUGCAGUCCUCAAUGGCUUCCUGGGCUAUGGGGCGACGGAUGAGACAAUCGCCGCCUUGAUUCGUCGCGGUCCGCUUGGGAUUGAUGGCCUGUGUGGAUGGCUCAAGUGGCCUGACAUCCCGACCGAUCGCACGCAGCGUUCUGUAGCGGAUGCUCUCCUCCUCGGCGUCAGCGCCCGUCGUUGGCCGCCACGGUCGACCAUUGCAAGACCUUUGUCUCACGGAAAGCGGCCCCCUCGAUAG